Coccinella septempunctata (seven-spotted ladybird) is the source of this 1796-nucleotide messenger RNA. Its product is annotated as putative fatty acyl-CoA reductase CG5065. NCBI's taxonomy places the organism in Eukaryota, Metazoa, Arthropoda, Insecta, Coleoptera, Coccinellidae. Bases 131 to 1675 code for a protein of 514 amino acids. Gene Ontology annotation, biological process: long-chain fatty-acyl-CoA metabolic process. Gene Ontology annotation, cellular component: peroxisome. Gene Ontology annotation, molecular function: alcohol-forming very long-chain fatty acyl-CoA reductase (NADP+) activity. The transcript is spliced from 9 exons. The record is from RefSeq and is a predicted model, not a curated record.
CUAACAAUAGGCAUUUUCAUUAUGAUAAUUGAUUCACUUUUACAAUUGCCAGUCCUGUAGAAAAAUUCUAAAUGCGUUAGUGCCUCAGUCACAUCGUGAAGUGCUUAGGUGAAAAGUUUGAGCAAAGAAGAUGGAAGAUGCUAUCCCCAUUCCAGAAUUCUUCGGUGGACGAAGUGUGUUCAUCACAGGAGGCAGUGGGUUUAUGGGGAAGGUCCUCAUUGAAAAAUUGCUGAGAUCCUGUCCAAAACUGGAGAACGUUUAUAUGUUGAUACGAGACAAGAAGGGACAAAGUCCAGAGGAGAGAAUUCGGAAAAUGGUUGAUUUACCACUUUUCAAGGUUUUGCUGGAGGAAAACCCCAAAGCAGUCAAUAAAAUCAAACCGAUCUUAGGGGAUGUCAUGGAGCUUGGUCUUGGUCUUAGUGAACAAGAUCGCCAGCUUCUCAUAGAAAAAGUCUCCAUAGUGUUUCAUGCAGCUGCUUCGGUGAGAUUCGACGAUCACCUAACAGACGCCAUUCUUUUGAACACCAGGGGUACAAGAGAAGUCUGCCUGUUGGCCAAAGAGAUGAAAAACAUCACAGCCCUUGUCCAUUUCUCCACCAGUUACUGUCAUACAGAUCGCAAAGUCAUAGGGGAGGAGAUAUACCCUGCACAUGCUGAUUGGAGGGAUGCCAUCAGGAUAGCCGAGAACGUGGAUAGGUUCACCUUGGAUCUGAUGACCAAGAAGUAUAUAGACCCCUUGCCAAACACCUACACUUUCACCAAGUCAUUGGCUGAGCAUGUGGUGAAUGAUUUGUGCGAUGGCGUCAUUCCUUCCCUCAUUUUUAGACCAUCUAUUGUUAUAUCCACUUGGAAUGAUCCAGUUCCUGGCUGGAUAGAUAAUUUCAAUGGGCCUGUAGGUCUUUUGGUUGCUGUAGGAAAGGGUGUAUUGAGAACUUUGUACACUGAUCCAUCUCUACAAGCUGAUUAUGUACCAGUCGAUAUAAUCACCAGGGGUAUCAUUGCUGGUACUUGGAAGAAAGGAAUGACAAAGGACACUGACAUAAGGAAUGAACUAGAAGUAUACAACUGCAGUCAAUGCGAUGUAUCCCCAGUCACCAUGAACGAAAUAGUUCAAAUUGGCCAGAGUUUACUCUUUGAGUGUCCUGCAAGUGGUGCACUUUGGUUCCCUGCUUGCCAGAUAACAAAAUGUUGGUACCUGCAUUUCCUGAAGGUUAUCUUCUAUCAUCUUCUCCCAGCUCUACUCGUUGAUGGCCUUUUGAAAUUGUCUGGAAGGAAGACUAUUUUGCUCAAGGUACAAAGAAGGAUAUACACAGCAAACUCAGCUCUUGAGUAUUUCAUCCUUAACCAAUGGAAAUUCUUGAACGAUAAAGGAAGGGCCUUAGAACAUACACUGCUUAGCUCAGAUCGCAAGGAUUUUGGUUAUAAUUCGGAAGAGAUUGAUGUUGAUGAAUAUUUCAAGAAAGCCAUGUAUGGUGGUAGGCAGUACCUGUUGAAAGAUCCUCCAGAAACCCUACCAGAGGCCAGAAAAGAAAUAAAAAGAUUAUGGUUAUUGUACCAAUUCACAACAGGCGUUUUCUAUCUCUCCAUGAUUUAUUUCGUUUGGUAUCAUAUUCCUUAUGCAAGGAUAUACAAAGCUAUAUCAACUUACCUGUAUGAUUAUUUUUCAGCUUUGUGAAAUCUUUGUUGUUUUUACUAGUAUUCUUACUUAUUCAUCGAAUAGUUGGAUCUAUUUUUUUAAUCUUAUUAUGAACCUUUCAUAAAUCUUUUUUGAUUCAAUAAAUGGACUGUCUUUUCUA